AUGGGUUUCAAGAAUGCUAUGAACAAGGUCAAAAGGACCCUGCUGUGUUGCAGGAAAGAAAAGAAGAAACCAUUGCUGAAAAUUGGACCUACGACUGACGUGCGGCGAAUGGACAUCACCGAAGGAAUGCCCGAUCUUACAGAAGCCGACGCAAAGCUCAUCCAAGAAAAAGCCGUCAACGACGCCUACCGUCUGCUCUCCUCCAAUCCCACCCCCAAACCAACCCGCAACGCCCUCACUGACCCCUUCGCGUCCACCUCUGCCCUACCCAUCCCCACAGACCCUUUCGCCUCAGCUUCAGCCUCAGCAGCCGCGUCCCAAACGAACCUCCCCGUCCCAUCCCCUGGUUCCGUCCGCUCACAGGCCCGCCCCUUGCUCGACUCCGCGCCUUCUCCAACGCAGAACGGCUCCCCUUCUACGCUUCGCACAGCGCCGCAGAAAAUCUGGGAGAAGACUCGCCGCCUAUCAGGCUUGAGUCGCCGCUCGUCGCAUCGCUCAAGCGCGUUGUACUCUGGUCUCGAGCGUGGCACUAAUAAGCGCGAUGAGCCUCUUAUCAUCGAGCUCGACGCCAGAGGAAAGGACAUGGAGGGAGACGACACGAAGAGCGGGGCUAGUGUACGGGGCUUCGAGGUCGUGGACACAGUUGGUGGGACGCCCGAGGGCACGCCGACUAAGAAGAGGGGUGGCGGGGUGGGUGGGAGCGCGAGCAAGAGGCGUGUGGUGUCGAAUCCGCUGAUUGAGAAGGCGGUUAAUGCGACGGAGGAUGAUAGCAGUGAGGAUGAGGAGGUGGAGAGGAGGCCGUUGGUGAAGGCGUAA
This is a messenger RNA of Didymosphaeria variabile, 816 nucleotides long. RefSeq lists its product as uncharacterized. The transcript has 3 exons. NCBI's taxonomy places the organism in Eukaryota, Fungi, Ascomycota, Dothideomycetes, Pleosporales, Didymosphaeriaceae. The coding region runs from base 1 to 816 and encodes 271 amino acids. The record is from RefSeq and is a predicted model, not a curated record.